UUCGCAACAAAUCGAUCGAGGCAUUAUCAAAUUUAACUUCAGUUAUUUACAACGUUUGAGUAGCACGAGUAAAAUCAGCAUCAGUAAAAUGUUUAACUGUUAUAUGAAAGUUGUUGUGUUGAUGUUCACAUUUGCAUCAGCAAUAGCUGCUCCAGUCGAUCAUGAAGACUUACAAACAGCCGAAUCGGCUCAAAUCGGUGGUCUUCUCGGUGGACUGGCAAACGGAAUCAGCCAAGCUUUGAAUUCUUUCGGCCAACAAGGCUACGGAGGAUAUGGUGGUCAACCUGGUUACGGAGGAAUACAGCAAGGAGGUGGUUUUGGACAACCCGGAUACGGAGGAGUGCAGUCAGGUUUCGGUGGAGUACAGCCAGGUUUUGGUGGAGUGCAGUCAGGUUUCGGUGGAGUACAGCCAGGUUUUGGUGGAGUGCAGCCAGGUUUCGGAGGAGGUUUUGGACAACCCGGAUACGGUGGAGUACAGCAGGGCUUCGGAGGUGUACAAUCAGGUUUUGGCCAACCAGGAUAUGGAGGAGUGGGACUUAAUGGCUAUGGUGGUUACGGUCAAUCUGGAAUCAAUGGCUACAAUGACUACUACGGUCAAGGUGGUGCAUUAAAUGGGUAUGGGGCUUACGGGAGACGAUAAAUUUUUGACAUAUAAAUUUUUAAGAAAAUAGAUUUUGGUUUUUUAAUGAA
Bradysia coprophila is the source of this 690-nucleotide messenger RNA. RefSeq lists its product as uncharacterized. The record is from RefSeq and is a predicted model, not a curated record. Lineage: Eukaryota; Metazoa; Arthropoda; Insecta; Diptera; Sciaridae.